This is a messenger RNA of Psammomys obesus (fat sand rat), 1335 nucleotides long. RefSeq names its product UFM1 specific peptidase 1 (inactive) (gene Ufsp1). The record is from RefSeq and is a predicted model, not a curated record. The annotation marks the transcript as partial. Lineage: Eukaryota; Metazoa; Chordata; Mammalia; Rodentia; Muridae. The transcript has a single exon.
CGGCGGCCCGGCCCGGCCCCGCCGUGUGCACACUAUCUGCCCGAGGGCCGGGGCCCGGCACGGCGGCCCCGCGCGCCCCGCGCCCCGAGGGGCGCCCCGUCUCUGCAUGCCCCGGCUGAGCCCCCUCCCCGCCGUGCCUUCGCCCCUCCGGGCCCAAUAAACUGUUACAACCACUGGCGUGUGCGGCUGGCCGGAAGCUGGGGCGGGACCGCGGGGACGAGGAGCCGCGCGAUUGGCGGGCGCGGGCGCGCCGGCUCGCAUCCGGCGGAAGUGGGCUCUGGCCCGCCCCUCGGGGCGGAGCCUGCGCCUGCGCCUGCGCGGCGGGCAGCCGUCCGAGGGCGCGGAAGCCCGGGUCUCCCCGCGGCGUCCCCUCCCGCUCGGGGACGGCUCCGCGGUUGCGCGCGCCCUGCCCGCAGCGAGGCCGCCCUGGAGCUGCUGCGGGACGUGCACCGGGGCCUGGCGCCGCCCUGCCGGCGCCCCGCGCGCCUGGCCGUGCUCUCGGGCCACUUCCUUUACUACCACUACGGCUGCGACGGGCUGGACGACCGCGGCUGGGGCUGCGGCUACCGCACCCUGCAGACGCUGUGCUCCUGGCCGGAGGCCCAGUCGGCGGGCGUGCCCGGGCUGGCGGCGGUGCAGGGCGCCCUGGAGGACAUGGGCGACAAGCCGCCCGGGUUCCGGGGCUCCCGGGGCUGGAUCGGCUGCGUGGAGGCCAGCCUGUGCCUUGAGCACUUCGGAGGACCUCAGGGGCGCCUGCGCCACGUGCCCCGCGGAGCCGGGCUCCGGGGAGAGCUGGAGCGGCUCUGCGCACACUUCGCCGAGGGCGGAGGCCCAGUGAUGGUGGGAGGGGACGCGGACGCCCAGUCCAAGGCCCUGCUGGGAGUGUGUGAGGGCCCAGGCGCGGACGCCUAUGUCCUGAUCCUGGACCCGCACUGCUGGGGAACUCCGAAGAGCCCCAGUGAGCUGCAAGCUGCCGGCUGGGUGGGCUGGCGGAAGGUGGACAGUGCCUUUGACCCCAAUUCCUUCUACAACCUGUGCCUGACCAGCCGCGUCUGAAUCGGCAGGCCCUGCCAGCCGUGAGGGACAGAUCCCAGAAGAGUGGCCACGGCCAACUGCUUACUUCUCACGGGUCCGCCGCAGCGUCCAGUCUGUGCCAGGCAUGACAGGCAGGUGGACCUGAGUUCAAAGCCAGUCUGGUCUACACAGCAAGUUCUCGGCCAGCCAGGGUUAAAAGCCUGCUCUGAAAACGGUAAUAAAUUGGCCUAAUUCAGCUCACGAUGGCUCAGCCUGUGUUUGGGAAGGGGCAUACCGCACACACACUGAAGAGGGACACUA